UCGUUCGUGAACGACACAUCACUAGAAAAGCUCCUCUGCGAUCUCUUCUGACGCUGACUUGGUUUUAUUCGUUGUAAAGUUAUUCUGACCUAGUUUAUAUUUUGAACAACUGGUGUCGAAGUGUUCGUGCUCGUUAACGCGCCCUAAUCCGCUGAAGACUGGCUGUGUCUGAGAGGAGAAAGUGUUCAUGUUUGAGCCAAAAACCCGUGCAUCACCGAAGCGAGAAAAGAAACCGAUUAUGUGUUCAUUUCGCUCAUGUGAAUAUUGACGCGCGUGGAUGCGAUCUGCUUUGGCACUUUUGAACACAUUUGGACAGAUGUAAGGAUUUGAAACACACCCGUUCUCUCUUGGCCUGCAGCUGUGAGUGAGAGCAGCAUGACGAACGAGUCUCUCUCCGCGACGGAGACCGCAAGAGCCGCCUGCGCUCUGGAGAUCAGGAGAGAAUAUGAGCUGGUGCCGGCCGUUACCUGCUCGCUCUGCUUCGCUCUGGGGCUCAUUUACUGUUUCUGCGGUUACCGCUGUUUUAAGACGGUGCUGUUUCUGUCGGGCCUGGCGUUCGGCUCUGCUGUCGGACACCUGCUGUGUGUGCAGGAGCGGCUGCUGGACGGCCGGACGCAGGCGGGCGUCUCUCUGGGCGUGGGUCUGCUGGCGGCGCUGGUGGCGGUGCUGGUGCGUAGCGUCGGGCUCUUCCUCACCGGCCUUCAGCUGGGAGCGCUGCUCUCUGGCGCCGCCCUGCUGCUGCUGGGACAGUAUUACCCUGUAUUCAGCGCGGCGUGGGUUCCUGUCGGCGUGGUCAUAGGAACCAGCGUUUUCUUUGCCGUCAUCACUCUGUGCUGGAGGAAGGCCAUGAUGGUCGCAGCCACGGCGGUGGUGGGGGCCGCGGUGACCACGGCGUGUGUGGGUUACUGGGUGGAGAUGCCCGUGUUGGUGCUGCGGGCGUUUGCGGGUGUGAAGAGACAACAGGGCUUGUGCUGGUACAGCUGGGCCGUGAUUGGGAUUUGGCCUGUACUAGCAGCACUGGGAAUGCUGGUCCAAUGGAGAAUCACAGCGCAUGCUGAAGUGUGUGUGAAGGGUAAACAGAAGCAGCUGGAUCUGACGAGGAUCAGACAGACGCGUGACCGGAGACGCACGGAGGGAACGUACCGCCGCAGACCACCGGCCCUCCAGCGCUACACGGGAGACGUGCUGGCCCCGAGUUAUCUAGCGAGUCUGCGAGAGCGGCAGACACACACGGGCUCGUCGCUGUGGAGCUUGACCUCCGUUCAUCACACCAUGAUCGACUUUGAUUCUGAGACGGGAUCGCUGGUGCCUCUCACAGCUUCAGCGUCCGCUCUUCUCAGACUGUAAAGCAAUCGCACGUGAUCUCGCAAAAGGUUGUGGGUUUGAUUCCCAGGGAACACGUUAGGUAAAAAAAAAAAAUGUUAGCCUGAUUGCACUCUAGGUCGCUUUGGAUAAAAGCAUCUGCUAAAUGCAUAAAUGUAAAUCUCAGAGGAAGGAUCUACUCAGCUGCAUGGAAACCCACGCAAACAUGCAGAAAACACACAGGAGCACACAGAAAGGCCUUGUGGGUUUGUCUGUGAGGCCACAGUCCUACACACUUAUUUUACAUAUAGCUUCAGUCUUAUUCACAAGACACUUUGAUUAUAUUGUGAUUUCAGGAGAAAGAUUUAUUAAAGCAGUGUAGCGCCAAAUCCAAGUCUCACAGAAUGUGGUUUACGGCUGUAUGUGGACACGCUUCACUCAUACAGGGCUUCUGCAGGUCUGAGAAAGGGUUCAAAAAGUCUUCAUUUACUCUUCCACAAACUAAGGCUUGAAAAGGUCUUAAAUCAGAGCAGAAAGCCUUAGAUUCAUAAAGUCGUGGCAUCAAAUGUUGCAUGCUUUGCUAAAAAUGAAUCGCUUCCUCAGUAUUUCUGUCUUGUUCUCCAGUUCAAAUAUCUAAACAUCCUUAAAUCAAGAUACUUUUACUGGAGAUGCAAAAUAAAGAUUUUGUUUUCUGAGAAAUUGAACAAAACCAAGCGAGUUUGUUUAAAACAAGAACAAAAAUCUGUCAGUGGUGAAUGAAAACCUGUUUCAGGCUGAAUUAAAGGUGUGUUCACACUUGUCAUGUUUGGUUCCAUUAAAACGAACCCUGGUGUGUUUGCUCUGUUAGUGCUGUUUGUCUGAGUAAGUGUGAAUGCUGCCAUCCGAACCAAACCAGCGGACCGAGACCGCUGAAAGAUGGGUGUGCUUGAACUCUGGUGCGGUUCGGAUGAACUCUGAACGCAACACGGAACAAAUAUUUCUGAACGAACCAAAAUCAGGACAUAAUGACAAGAUGCGACUCUAUGCGACACAACAAGCAGUGAAUACAAAACAAAAUGAGCAGAGGGCAAACGUGGAGCAACGAGGAGGUAAAGUGCCCUGUGAGCUCUUCGUGAGUUUGCAAGUGAUGAAAAUAAAAUAAGUACACGCAGCAAUGAGCACUUAGUCCAGCAGACGGCAUUAGCUGUGUUCAACUGAAAGCAGUGCUUCAGGUUCUGAACGCAUCACUAUGUCUUUACGUUUGGUAUCUUUAGGCGCGCCAUCUAAAAUGCCAGUGUGAGCGUUCAGAGACCAAAUGUAUCGUUUUCUUUUUUGGUCCAAACCAAGAGAACCGAACUACAAGUGUGAAUGCUUUGACCAUAUACUCACUUCAUUUUGAUCAGUUUCACAGAAAGCAAGACGGAUGUCCUUUUGCAUCUUGAUUUAAAAGACCUUUGCACUGGAAAACAAGACACAAAUACUGAAGAAGCACAUCUUUUUUUUUUGCAGUGAGAUCUGAAGGUACAGUACAAGUUAUUUCCAUAUUCUAGUGUUUGUGAGUAGAGCUAUUCAGUCCAUAAGCUAUUUUUUUUUCUUUUGCAAAAAUGAAUUAUAAAGUGAAGGAUAUCUGUUAGAAGUUAUAUGUUCAAACUUUGAAGUGUUGUUAAUAGAGACCUUACUAACCUUAUGACUUCUGUUCAAUUUAUUCCUUAAAUUUUCUUCACUUGAUCUUUUAAAGUCAUAAAUUUAUCUCCAUAAAACCUGCAAAAACCCUGUUAUAUAUCAAAUUUCACAAAUGAAAAUAACAUGCUGCAUUUUGAUUAGUGAGUAUUUUAUUGAUUUGUCUGAUUCAUGUUUAGUGUGUGUUGAAUUUCAUCUUCUGUGAUGAAGCUGCCGUGACGUCGUGCUGUUGGCUAAUCUGCCAUCAUGUUCUGCUGCUGGUGGUCAGUAACUUUCAUUGAGUCGGUUCCUCAGGUGGCUUUCAGUCCUGAGAUCAUCAGCUCGUUAGGAGAGGUCCAUGUGUGUCUGAUAAGAGAGACCCCAGGACUGAAUCGAGAAGCUCUGGGUUAGUCAGAGACAUCUGAUUGACUUCAGGACGCUCUGUGGAUGAAAGACACCAGAUUAGCCUUGGAUGAGUCUGAAAAGUAGUUUCACAGCCAAAAAAAAAAAUUUGACACAAUCCAGACAUCCAUGGAAAAAAUAAAAGAUUCUGGAUUAUUCAUGAAAAUGCAUUGGCACAUGUCUGAAGGUUGGAUUUGAUGAAGUACAGCAUGAGUGUGUGUCAAUGUGCUGAAACGUCAUGAUGUGCCCUACUGAGGGCACUAAAACAGGCUCAUGUGUCACUCACUGCUGUACUGUCAGUGGUUUAGCAUCAUUGUAUAUUAAAGUGUCUUUGCUGUCAUUUGAAAUUAUUAUUUCUAUAAUGACAAAUGUGUUUUUAUUCAGUUCUCUGGAUAUACGACGGAUGUUUUCCUCUCUUAAAUUCACAGCUUAUUUUCAUUGUACAAAAAUGAGUCCCACAUAAUAGAACUAAUGUAUUAUUCUCUAUUAGUGUUCAUGAGGGUUUGGAACUGAACUAUUUCUAGAAAUGUGAUAUUAGAUGCGUUUAUCUCUGAAAAUGAUCUUAUUUCCUUCGAUUAAUACAUUUACUAGCCAUCCAUUGUAGUGUAAACACACUAUAACCUACUACAGUGACUUUAGUUUCAAUCCUUUUUAUUAAAACUCAUUUGAAUAAUUAAAAAUGAAUCAAGUGAUUUAAAAGCCUGUGAGCGUCUAAUACAUCAGUAACUAGAGUCAUGCAGAAGUAGCUAUACAUAUACAGUAUAUAUAUAUAUAUAUAUGUGCUCAUGUACAUCAGAGAGAAAAACAUGACUAAUAAACUGCUGACAAUAACUUGUAAUA
This is a messenger RNA of Cyprinus carpio (common carp), 4182 nucleotides long. RefSeq names its product transmembrane protein 198-like. Gene Ontology annotation, cellular component: plasma membrane. NCBI's taxonomy places the organism in Eukaryota, Metazoa, Chordata, Actinopteri, Cypriniformes, Cyprinidae. The record is from RefSeq and is a predicted model, not a curated record.